AUGUCUGCCCAAGGCCCCGAAUUCCUGCGCUUCACAGGCCAUCGGAACUUCAGCCGACGCCUCACCAUCUCGACCCUUACCGGCCGACCCGUCCACAUCUCCAAGAUCCGGAGCGCAUCGCCCACCAACCCCGGCCUGGCCCCCCAUGAGGUCUCCUUCCUGCGGCUGCUCGAGGCCGUCACCAACGGAAGCUCGAUGCAGAUUUCGUACACGGGCACGACAAUCACAUACCACCCGGGCUUGAUUUCGGGCACCAUUGCGGGCCAAGGCGCGACCGAGGGCGACGUGAUUCUACACAACAUCCCGGAUACUUGCGCGAGAGGCGUAACCUACUUCUUGCUACCGCUCUGCCUGCUGGCGCCCUUUUCCAAGGCGCACAUGAACGUCCGGUUCUCCGGGCCGGGGGUCAUCACCUCGUCCACCGAGACAGGGGAUGUUUCCGUCGACACAUUCCGAACCGCCAUCCUCCCCCUCUUCGGCCUCUUCGGCAUCCCGCCAGCGAGAAUCGAGCUCAGGGUCUUGUCAAGAUCCUGCGCUGGCCCCGGCGGCCGAGGCGGAGGCGGCUGCGUCGAACUGCGAUUCGCCAGCCAAAGAAUACGAGGCGUCGCGUACUGCACCGGCGUCUCUGCAUCGAACAAUGCUCGCAUGAUCCAUUCUGCCCGCGAAGUUCUGAACCCCUUUAGCGCCGACAUCCACAUCGCCGCGCAAUACGACCAGGCCCCUCUGGUGCCAACGGACAAGGCGGGAAGCAAGCGGCGGCUGGGCAUCGGCUUUGGCUUGAGUCUGGUGGCAGAAUCUAGCUCCGUCGGCGUCCUGUACUCGGCAGACGUCGUGGUCCCACCAUCCGGAGGCGUCGUUCCCGAGGAGAUUGGCAAGAGAUGUGCGUGCCAGUUGCUGGAGUCGAUUGCGCAAGGCGGCUGCGCGAGCCAGGUGUCCGCAAGUGCCAUGUUGAUACUCAUGGCCAUGGGAUCGGAAGACGUCGGACGUUUAAGGAUAGGCAGGGAAAUCAUCGGAACCGAAGAGUUGGUAGGGCUGGCGAGGGACCUGAAAAUCUUUGGCGCCAGCAGUUGGGGGCUGAGAGACGUGGAGGACGACACAGGGGAUCUUGUCAUCUCUGUCAAGGGUACUGGCGUUGGCAACGUAGGCAGAAAGAUAGCAUAA
Messenger RNA from Hirsutella rhossiliensis, 1161 nucleotides. RefSeq names its product RNA 3'-terminal phosphate cyclase domain-containing protein. Lineage: Eukaryota; Fungi; Ascomycota; Sordariomycetes; Hypocreales; Ophiocordycipitaceae. Gene Ontology annotation, biological process: endonucleolytic cleavage of tricistronic rRNA transcript (SSU-rRNA, 5.8S rRNA, LSU-rRNA); ribosome biogenesis. Gene Ontology annotation, molecular function: RNA endonuclease activity. The record is from RefSeq and is a predicted model, not a curated record. Gene Ontology annotation, cellular component: nucleolus. The transcript is spliced from 2 exons. Bases 1 to 1161 code for a protein of 386 amino acids.